GUUGCCAUCUUCAAUUCUUGUUCAUCUUCCUCAAAUUCAUCUCUAAAUUUCCAACCUUUACUUCUUUAAUGGAGAUUCUCCUUCCCGAUCAAGCAACCUCCAACGGGUACUACAAGAAUGUGCAUAAAAGAAAGCAAAAUCAAGUUGAUGAUGGACUCUGUUCCGAGUCUGAAGCAAAGCGGUUAAAGAGUUCAUCCAAAGUGAUUGAUUACUCUAACCCAUUUGCAAUUAGUAACAUGCUUGAAGCAUUAGAUGGUGGUAAAUUUGGGAGUGUUACUAAAGAGUUGCAAGAGAUAGCUGAUAUGAGGAUGGAUUUGGUUAAGCGUUGUAUUUGGUUAUAUCCAUCGUUAGCGUAUACCGAGUUUGAAGAUGAGAAGACGAUGAUUAGUUUGGAUAAUCAACAGGUUGUGGAAGGUGGUGUUAUUAAUUUGGAUGAUGAUGAUGAUGAUAAUGAUGAUAAAGCUAUCUGUGUUGUUCCUUCGUCUGAGAUUGUGGUUCUUGAUUCUGAUGAUGAAGAUAAUGAGAGGCAGAGGCCUAUGUAUCAGUUUCAGUCUACUCUUGUACAGCUUCAGAAGAAUCUAGGGGAUGUGACUCCAGUAACGCCGCAAUUCACUUUCGAGGAGGUCGAUUUAGGGAGGAGCAAGGAGAUGCCUUCUGUAAUUAAGGCCGUGGUGGAGGGAGAAACAAUUAGAGGCAAAGUCGUUGCCAUAGAAAAUGGUGUGGCUAACGAAAAAGGUGUCUACGUGGGGGUUGAGGAUGAUGACAGUGAUAAUGAGUCUGAAGCAGCAGAUGAAGAUCUUGGUAAUAUCUGGAAUGAAAUGGCCAUGUCAAUAGAGUGUUCCAAGGAUAUAGCAGGGGAGACUUCGCAUAAGCAAAAGGCAGAUGUAGUGGAAGACUGUGAGCACUCAUUUAUUCUAAAGGAUGAUAUGGGUUAUGUUUGCCGUGUCUGCGGAGUUAUUGAGAAAAGUAUACUAGAGAUAAUUGAUGUGCAAUUCACUAAAGCAAAACGAAACACAAGAACAUAUGCCUCUGAAACUAGAAAUAAAAGGUUUGGCGAAUCUGAUGCUGAACUUAAGUUUUCUGAAGAAGGGCUGAUGAUAGGUGGACUUGCUGCUCAUCCAACGCAUGCUGACAAAAUGAAGCCUCAUCAAGUUGAGGGAUUCCAGUUCCUUUGCAGCAAUUUAGUGGCAGACGAUCCUGGUGGUUGUAUCAUGGCUCAUGCUCCAGGUUCUGGAAAAACCUUCAUGAUCAUCAGUUUUAUGCAGAGCUUCCUUGCCAAGUAUCCUCAGGCUAAGCCACUGGUUGUGCUUCCAAAGGGAAUUUUGUCUACUUGGAAAAGAGAGUUCCUGAGAUGGCAAGUUGAGGACAUACCACUGCUUGAUUUCUAUAGUGCUAAAGCAGAAAACCGAGCACAGCAGCUGGCUAUCUUGAGAAAAUGGAUGGAGAAGGAGAAGAAGAGUAUCUUAUUUCUUGGGUACAAGCAGUUCUCAACUAUUGUGUGUGAUGAUACAAGUACCGACUCACUUUCUUGCCAGGAGAUACUGCUCAAAGUACCUACGAUCCUCAUUUUGGAUGAAGGACACACUCCAAGGAAUGAGGACACAAAUGUAUUGCAGUCCCUUGCCCAAGUCCAAACACCAAGAAAAGUUGUCCUCUCAGGAACGCUUUAUCAGAACCAUGUAAAGGAGGUUUUCAACAUUUUGAACCUCGUUCGACCCAAAUUCCUCAAAUUGGAUACCUCCAAGUCUAUCGUGAAGAGGAUAUUGAGUUAUGCUCCUAUAUCUGAUGUCAGGUCCCAUAUGGGAAACAAUUCAGAUGUGUCUUCGGCCUUCAAUGAAAUUGUGGAGUACACACUGCAGAAGAGCGAGGAUUUCACGAUGAAAAUUAAUGUAAUCCAAGAUUUGCGGGAGAUGACAAAGAAAGUGCUUCAUUACUACAAAGGAGAUUUCCUAGAUGAGCUUCCUGGACUUGCUGAUUUCACUGUGGUUCUUAAUCUGUCUCCAAGGCAGUUGAACGAAGUGAAGAAGUUAAGACGUGAGAAGAGAAAAUUUAAGGUUUCGGCUGUGGGAAGUGCAAUUUACCUUCACCCGAAGCUGAAAGUUUUCUCUGAGAAGGCUGAUGAUGUCUCUGAUACAACUAUGGACGAAAUGCUAGAUAGGCUAGAUGUGAAUGAAGGUGUCAAAGCAAAGUUCUUCCUUAACUUGAUAAACCUGUGCGACUCAGCAGGUGAAAAGCUCUUGGUUUUCAGCCAGUAUCUCAUUCCUCUGAAGUUUCUUGAAAGAUUAGCUGCUGUAGCUAAGGGUUGGAAACUAGGGAAAGAAGCUUUUGUUCUUACAGGCGAUACCAGUCCUGAGCAGCGUGAGUGGUCAAUGGAAAGGUUUAACAAUUCGCCAGAUGCCAAAAUCUUCUUUGGUUCGAUAAAAGCAUGUGGAGAAGGAAUCUCACUUGUUGGAGCAUCUCGCAUACUGAUAUUGGAUGUUCCUCUAAACCCUUCUGUGACACGCCAAGCCAUCGGGCGGGCUUUUCGACCCGGACAAACAAAGAAGGUUCAUGCAUACAGAUUGAUUGCUGGGUCAUCACCUGAGGAGGAGGAUCACAACACUUGCUUCAAAAAGGAAGUCAUCUCAAAGAUGUGGUUCGAGUGGAACGAGUACUGCGGAUACAGAAACUUUGAGGUAGAGACAAUUGAUGUGGAUGAUGCUGAUGAUAUGUUCCUUGAAAGUCCUACCUUAAGAGAAGACAUAAGAGUUCUCUACAAAAGGUAAAGUCAGUUUUGACCAGAUCCACACAUAACUCUUUACGAUCACAUUUCUCUGUUGGUGAUCGUCCUCAAUUUUCAUUUUUCAGGUAAAUGCAGACAUAAUGCAGACGGAAACUUGUUCUUCAGGUUUUGGACAUGCUUAGGUUUUAGGAAUCUGUCAAUAAGAUAACUUCGGGAAG
Arabidopsis arenosa is the source of this 2940-nucleotide messenger RNA. The record is from the annotation of a GenBank genome assembly. NCBI's taxonomy places the organism in Eukaryota, Viridiplantae, Streptophyta, Magnoliopsida, Brassicales, Brassicaceae.